AUGAACAAAAUCGACUUGAACGCAUAUACUAUACCCCUAUUACAUGCAGCAAAGUAUCCUUCUUCUGAUGUGUGUGGUGUACUCUUGGGUAAAAACGAGAAAGAACUAAUGGUCAAGACAGCCGUACCUUUCUUUCAUCACUGGACUACAGUUACACCUAUGCUUGAGGUUGCUUUAAGACAAACCGAGAUUUAUGCAAAGGAAAAUGAUUUAGUGAUCGUAGGUUGGUACCAUGGCAACGCACGUCUCGAAGAUACAAGUUUGCCUGAAAGAGCUGUCAAAGUAGCAGAAACAAUCAAGAAAAACAGUGCGAGCAAUAAGGCUGUUUUGUUUAUGGCAAAGAAUCAAUGGAAAAAGCAAAAGGAUCCUUUCACAGCUAGUGAUAACGACUUUAGUUUGACAGAUAAAGAAACAUACACUAAAGUGCGUGGACUUUUCAGUGCUUCUGCUUAUCACCGUAUUCAUGACUUUGAUGAACAUGUAGAAGAUGUGUCUAUUGAAUGGCUAGAGACAAGCAAGCUUUUUAUUUAA
Molecule: messenger RNA, 531 nt
Organism: Gilbertella persicaria
Lineage: Eukaryota; Fungi; Mucoromycota; Mucoromycetes; Mucorales; Choanephoraceae
Exons: 3
Coding region: 1-531 (176 amino acids)
Cellular component (GO): EMC complex
Source: RefSeq, a predicted model, not a curated record